This is a messenger RNA of Hyla sarda, 2802 nucleotides long. RefSeq names its product zinc finger protein ZFP2-like. The transcript is spliced from 9 exons. NCBI's taxonomy places the organism in Eukaryota, Metazoa, Chordata, Amphibia, Anura, Hylidae. Gene Ontology annotation, biological process: regulation of DNA-templated transcription. The record is from RefSeq and is a predicted model, not a curated record. Bases 225 to 2378 code for a protein of 717 amino acids.
AGGCUAGAAGAUAUUGUCGAUAAAGGACCUGUCAUGAUAAUCACACGAGAAGUGGGCGGAGCUCAGCAGAAGAGAAUAAAGAACAUUAGUAGCAAAGGACCUGUGAAAAAGAUCAUGUGAUCGGAGUGGGAUGGGCUAAUCUACAGAGAAUUGAGACGCUGACUACGAUUACAUAAGGAGGAGCUGAUCCAGUUGUCUCUUCUUCUCCUGAAUGACCCCCAAGGAUGGAGAAGGACAGGAAUGACAUGACUAAGAGAAUAUUACACUUCACCUUGGAGAUCCUCCACCUGCUUACCGGAGAGGAUUACACCAUAGUGAAGAAGACAUGGGGGGAGUGUGUGGCCCCCAGCAGCCAUCUCCAUGAGUCAGGAGGACGGAGCAGGGCCCGGGGCCCCAUCACGGAGCCUCCACCUCACUCACUGAUACCUGAGAAGAAGAUCCUAGAACUCACCCACAGGAUCACUGAGCUGCUGACUAGAGAGGUUCCUAUAAGGUGUCAGGAUGUGGCGGUCUAUUUCUCCAUGGAGGAGUGGGAGUAUGUAGAAGGACACAAGGAUCUGUACCAGGACAUAGUCAUGAUGGGGGAUCACCGGCCCCUCACAUCACAAGUUGGAUUCCUUGAUAGAAAUCCACCCGAGAGGUGUCCCCGUCCUCUGUAUUCCCAGAACCGUCCAGAGGGAAAUCUCCCAGAGAAGCAUCAGGCGGAAAAUCUGAUGGAGAUUAAGAUUGAAAUCAAAGAUGAGACAGAUUUCUGGACCAAUCAGCAGCAUGAAUAUACAGGUGGUGAUGUAUUCAUUCCCUGUGUGUUCCCUACAGAGGGAGUCAUGGAUAGAAAUCCACCCGAGAGGUGUCCCCGCCCUCUGUAUUCCCAGGACUGUCCAGAGGGAAAUGUCCCAGAGAAGCAUCAGGGGGGAGAUCUGACUAAUAAUAAAGUGGAGGAUGAAGAAGAGAGGAUGAGCGGCCAUCACCCGUGUAUGAGGGAAGUGAAGGAGGAAAUUCCAGGAGGUGUUAUCCCAGAAUGUCCAAGGAUGUAUUCUGAGGGAAAUGUCAUAUUAUUAGGAGAAGAUGGAGAGAUCAUGGAGCGCUCCUCAGGACAAGAUGGAGAGAUCAUGGAGCGCUCCUCAGGAGAAGAUGGAGAGAUCAUGGAGCGCUGCUCAGGACAAGAUGGAGAGAUCAUGGAGCGCUCCUCAGGACAAGAUGGAGAGAUCAUGGAGCGCCCCUCAGGAGAAGAUGGAGAGAUCAUGGAGCGCACCUCAGGAGAAGACCUCCUUACAACUAAUGUCCAUCCAGAUCUAUCAGAUAAUAAUCCUCCUGAUCAUCAGGAACCUUAUGCUGACCAAUCACAGACAAGUCCAGAUCAGAAAGAGGGCGAAUGGAUUCAAUGUGAUGAAUAUGGAAAAGAGUUAACAAAAAGAUCAGAUCUAAAUUACACAGGAGAGAAGGCAUAUUUAUGUUCAGAAUGUGGGAAAUGUUUUAUGUAUAAAUCACAGCUUCUUGCACAUAAGAGAAGUCACACAGGAGAGAAGCCAUAUGCAUGUUCAGUAUGUGGGAAAUGUUUUUCUCAAAAAUCAAAUCUUGUUACCCAUGAGAGAAUUCACACAGGAAAGAAGCCAUAUUCAUGUACAGAAUGCGGAAAAUGUUUUAUAAAUAAGUCAGAUCUUAUUACUCAUGAGAGAAGUCACACAGGGGAGAAGCCAUAUUCAUGUUCAGAAUGUGGAAAAUGUUUUAUACAGAUAUCACAUCUUGUUAGACAUGCGAGAAGUCACACAGGAGAGAAGCCCUUUUCAUGUUCAGAAUGUGGGAAAUGUUUUACCCAGAAAUCACAACUUGUGUCACAUGAGAGAAGUCACACAGGAGAGAAGCCAUAUUCAUGCUCAGAAUGUGGGAAAUGUUUUAUACAGAAACCGCAUCUUAUGUCACAUGAGAGAAUUCACACAGGAGAGAAGCCGUAUUCAUGUUUAGAAUGUGGAAAAUGUUUUACAGUUAAAUCCCAUCUUGUUAUACAUGAGCGAAUUCACACAGGGGAGAAGCCAUUCUCGUGUUUAGAAUGUGGCAAAUGUUUCACAGAUAAAUCACACCUUGUCAGACAUGAGAGAAGUCACAAAAGGGAGAAGCCAUACGCAUGUUUAAAAUGUGGGAAACGUUUUUUAAAGAAGUCAAAUCUUGAUUCACAUGAGAGAACUCACACAGGGGAGAAGCCAUAUUCAUGUUCAGAAUGUGGGAAAUGUUUUCUUUCUGAAACCAGACUCAAAGAUCAUAAGAAAAAUCACACAGGAGAGAAGUCGUAUUCAUGUUCAGAAUGUGGUAAAGGUUUUUCAAGGAAAUCAGCUCUGGUUGAACAUAAGAGGACUCACACAGGAGAGAAACCAUUUUCAUGACUUGAAUGUGGGAAAUGUUUUAGCCAGAAGUCAACUCUUCUUAAACAUCAGCUAAUUCACACAAGAGAGAAGAAAUAUUCAUGUUUAAAGUGCGGGAAAUGUUUUCUUACCAAAGUGAAACUUAGUGAUCAUCAGCGCAUUCACACAGAGGAAGCCAUUUUCAUGUUGAAUGUUUGAAAAGGUUUUAUGAGAUAGACAAACCCAGGGUUUUAAACAUACUGGCCCUGAUUUACUAAGAAUGGAGUGUUUAUCUAGGAGUGAUUUCUGGUUUACUCCGAGGAUUUUUCUCCUUGAUUUACUAAUCUGUCGCCCGUCUCUAUUUUUUUUUCUUUCGCAUGGAAGUUUUCUGUCGCCCUUAUCUGUUUUUUUUUUUGUAUCGCACAAAGUUAUUAAGCAGGGGAGCGGGCGGCACGCUCCUCCCCAG